Melozone crissalis (California towhee) is the source of this 3173-nucleotide messenger RNA. It is a transcript of the gene UBE3D, whose product is annotated as ubiquitin protein ligase E3D. The transcript has 10 exons. The record is from RefSeq and is a predicted model, not a curated record. Gene Ontology annotation, biological process: protein monoubiquitination; protein autoubiquitination; protein polyubiquitination. NCBI's taxonomy places the organism in Eukaryota, Metazoa, Chordata, Aves, Passeriformes, Passerellidae. Gene Ontology annotation, molecular function: ubiquitin conjugating enzyme binding; ubiquitin protein ligase activity; cyclin binding. Gene Ontology annotation, cellular component: cytosol; nucleus; ubiquitin ligase complex. Bases 1 to 1167 code for a protein of 388 amino acids.
AUGGCGGCAGCGUUCCUCAUGGAGAUCAGGCGGGCGACGCAGAGCGCGCUGCUGGUUGUCCGCGCGGCGGCGGAGCUCCCCAGCGCGCCCGUGGAUGUGUCGGUGUGCGCGGAUUCCCUGGAAGUGAGGAGCGGCGGGAGCUGCGAUGCGGCGGCGCUGCCGGCAGGGGUCAGCGUGGCGCCGUCUUCGUGCCGCGGGCUCCGGCGCCUGCGCGGGGACGGGCUGCACCUGCGCGUGCGCCUGCGCCGCCCGCCCCCCGCCGCCGAUGUGGUUUUUACUUUGAGGGAAAGCCUGAAACCCAACAAGAAUUACAUCUUUUACUGUCAGUCCUGUGGUGACAUCGUAGUGAGCGACCGGAAAUUUCUCAGAGUUCUUCCUCUACCGAGUGAAAACUGGAGUGAUUUAGUUGAAGAGUGGUGUUGUCACCCUGACCCCUUUGCCAGAAGAACUUUGCACCCUCAGCAUGGUGACUGUUUUGUUGGAGACACUUUUCUUCUGUUGAAUUCAAGAAAUGAACCACAUGUGCCUGAAUCUCCCGUGUGCUGCUCAGAGGCUGCACACCAUGUUUCACAGAGUGACUCCAACUUGAAGUCAAAAGAAAAUACCAGAGUAAUUUGUAAGCGCUGCAAGACAAUGCUGGGAGAAACAGUUUCAUCAGGUACCAUUAAAUAUUAUGUCACUGAGGUGGUUAUUCAAUCAGCUGAGGGAGGUUUCAGUCCAACACCAAGGUCUCAGUUUGUACAGAGCAUUGUUGCUCAGUGUCUUUUGGAAUUAUCCUCUGCAAAAAGCACAUUUAGAUUCACCAUAAAAGGAGAUAAUGGAAAAACCUAUAUUCUGAUCUGGCUUUUAAAUUCUGACACAUUGCUGGUAGAGUCUUUAGGAAGUUCCUCCUCCCACAGUGAUUUUACACUGUUUGGAGAUAUCCUUACACCUAGCUCUGGACCAGUGGGAUCCUGGAAUGCUCUCAAAGUCCUUUACCAGCCAUGCAUUCAAUGCAGAAAUAAGGAGCUUGCUGAUGCAUGGGAAGAUGAUAUGGGAGUUUAUCCUUUAAAGUUUCCAUCAGAAACAUGUUUGGAAUUAUUGUUGAUACUGGGUCUGAGUACCACAUCUCUGCCACCUUCACUUCGAUGCAUGAACUCUUUUCAGGUUGCCUUUUUGAAGAUGUGAAGAACGAAGAUACCUGUGUUGAAAACUGUUGUUAGAUUUAUUUUCAGGAGAAAAGUGUACAGAUAACUUCCAAUAGUGGGACUUUUAGAAGAAAAUCCCCUGGCCAUACAAAAGAAAAUGAGGUGGGGUGGGUUGGUGUGUUUUUCAUAUUUGAAUGUGUUUCAAAACCAAAGACUUGACUUUUGUAUCCAGUGCAUUCUUAGAUGUCAUUGGAAGAGUGACUUACCUGUCACUCCUGUGACAUCCAGCUGGGGUGACUAUUAUCAUGUCUUCACUGCUAAAAGGAAAUUCCCUGUGUAUCUUGUACUGCCUUUACCAGUUUUUGAUAGCAAUGUAUAUAUCCUUAGGAAAGUUCACAACUGGUAGCAAAUGUUUUAAAAUGUCAUGGAUACUAAUGUGAGUUCUUUACCUUCUUUUUCUGGUGAAGUUAAAAGUCCAGCUUUAAAAUAUAAAAUCUGGUUUUUUGUAAAACUUACAUGUUUAUCAUGUAUAUUGUUUCUGCAUUAAAGUUUGCCUCUCUGGUGAGAGUGAAGGAAGACAAUUUCUGCAUACAUCAUAUGAUGUAUGUUUUGAAGAAUCAAGGUUUUAUGGUUAUUUGGAACAAUAAUUAUUAUUAUUAUUAUUUCAAGGAAAGUUAACAUGCCCUUUACUCAUUAAAUGAUCCUAACAUAGGAAGUGAUCCUACAAAGUGUUGGACACCUUGAUUUUACACAUCCAAAGACCAGGAGCUGAGGCCUCACAACACCACUCUGGAUAUAAUUUCUCUGUUAUUAUUUUCAUUUUCAGUAUUGAAGGAAGAACAAAAUUAUUCUGACUUCUGUAUUCAGGGACUAAAUUAUCUAGCUCCAAGAUAUUUUGUCUAUGCACCAAUGUUGAGUCAUUUUAUGAAUAAAAUAUUUUUUCUAAAUUAGUUUGCCAUUUGUUCUGCCUAAUUUCUGUGACAGCUUCAGCUUCCCAUGAUGCCUUGAGAAGGCUGACCAAGAACAGAGGCUAGAGUUAAAGGAUAAAGUAGAUAUUUAUUAAAAGGCUUUGAUGGAUAUACCUUGGGCAGUAUAAGAGCUUGGCCAGGGCUACACCCAGGAUGAACCCAAAAUGGUCACCAGUCCAAAAAAAUGGAUGACCUGUCACGAGGUCUCACACUUUCGUAAGUUCUGGUCCAUUUGCAUAUUGGGGUUAAUUGUCCAAUUACACCUUCAGAUAAUGAAGUCCCAUCCUUCUUGUUUGCUCUCUUCAGAUCACAGUUGUUUAUGCUUUUGGGCCUGAAACUUGUAUAGAUUGUCCUUGGUCUCAAGCUAGAAAAGGAAUUGUUUUGUCCACCUACUCUGUGAAGAGAGCUUACUCACACUUAAUAUGAAGCUCAGAACUACACCCCUAGGCAGCACAGAGUCUGGAAAAAAUGAAUGCUAAAACUUAAGGCAUCAUUUCUCUUCUUUAGAGGCUUGACAAGGCCUUUACCUUGUCGAGUCUCUUUUUAAGUAUCUGCUAAUAAUAGGUACUUAGUAACAGAUAAGUAACAAUAGUAAACAACUAAAAAUAACAAACAUCUAAAAAUAAUUUAUAUCUAACAACAGGUAAAUACCUAAGUAUCUAAGUAUGACCGAGCAAUUUGCAGAAGGAAAUCAUUCAUACCACACCAAAGUAUUGCAUCUUUAAAAUAUUUUUCAGCCUAUGGUGCUGUGAUUUGUGGCUCCAAUGGUGGCUCCAACAUCCAUAUUUUGACAAUAGCUGAACUUUCUCGUAUUUCACACUCUGCACCCACUUUCCCCAGUAAAGAGGGGCAAGAACUUAGCGGGGGGACACGGCAGGGACAGCUGAUCUGAAUUGGCCAGGGGGAUAUCCUGUACCAUACAGCAUCAAACACAGCAGUGAAAGUGUGGUAGAGGAAGAAAGAGGGCGAGGGGUGUCUUCCAAGUUUGUGGCUGCUCAGAGAAUACGUGAGCAUUGGUCUGUUUGUGGGAGGUGAUGAGUUACUGCCUUUGCAUUGCUUGGUUCCAUUUCUGUUUGAU